Molecule: messenger RNA, 780 nt
Organism: Strongylus vulgaris
Lineage: Eukaryota; Metazoa; Nematoda; Chromadorea; Rhabditida; Strongylidae
Source: the annotation of a GenBank genome assembly
GUUCUUGCAGAAGGUAUCGCUCUUGCAAGAUUCUUCAAAAUGUAUAUUAAACGACUUGAACUUGAGGGAUUUAAAUCGUACUCAAAACUACAAGUUAUUGAUGGCUUUGACACUCAGUUCAACGCCAUAACUGGUUUAAAUGGAACAGGAAAAUCAAACAUACUGGAUUCCAUCUGCUUUGUGUUAGGAAUUACAAAUUUGACACAUAUCAGAGCAGGACAACUCCAAGAUCUCGUGUACAAACAAGGACAAGCUGGUAUCAACAAAGCAACGGUUACUAUCACUUUUGAUAAUAAGGACAAAAAGCACGGUCCAAUAGGAUAUCAUCAUUGUGAUGAAAUAACGAUAAAACGGCAGAUUAUUGUCAAUGGUCGUAAUUCCUACACCAUCAAUGGCAGCGCCGCCACGAACUCCAAGGUGUCGGAUUUCUUCCGAAGUGUUGGCCUUAACGUCAACAACCCCCAUUUUCUCAUUAUGCAAGGGCGUAUCACGAAAGUGCUGAACAUGAAACCUCAUGAGAUUCUUGGGAUGAUAGAGGAAGCCGCAGGCACAAAACUUUAUGAAGCGAAGAGGAUUCUCACCAUUAACACAAUUAACAAGAAGCAGACAAAAGUCGAUGAGAUUGAGAAGCUGAUUGCCGAGGAUAUUCUUCCUCAGUUGCACCAAUUACAAAAGGACAAGCAGAACUUUCUCGAAUACAAUAACUGUGAUCGUGAAAUAGAGCGUCAAGAACGAAAGCUUACUGCCUUUACCUACCAUGCAUCUUUGGUACGUUAUUAG